Molecule: messenger RNA, 396 nt
Organism: Cynocephalus volans (Philippine flying lemur)
Lineage: Eukaryota; Metazoa; Chordata; Mammalia; Dermoptera; Cynocephalidae
Gene: SPMIP11
Product: sperm microtubule inner protein 11
Exons: 4
Coding region: 1-396 (131 amino acids)
Source: RefSeq, a predicted model, not a curated record
AUGGCCUUCUUCAACUUAUGUCUAUUGGGAUAUCAAAAUUCCUUUCGGAACAAAAAAAAGGACACAGCUGAAGAAAAAAACCAGAAGGAACCAGUGCCCACUAGGCUUCCCCCCAUUACCUCAGAAGAUGGGAAUUAUUCUGUGCACCAGAAUAGCCACACAAAGUACCACGAAGCUGUAAGGAAGGUGUUGUUGAAGACAUUCCCCAAUCAGGUCUUCAGAGUCCCCUUGACUGAUGCUCAGAAUUUCAGCUUCUGGCGAUCCCCUGAUCCCCGAGUGCAUCCAGAGGAAACCACACCAUGGAUCCAGAGCCCACGCCACUGUCUCAUCAAAAGCCCAAUGACCAGGUUUAUGGAUCAUUCUAUUCUCAAUGACAGAAACUUCAGUCUAUAUUGA